Messenger RNA from Vigna angularis (adzuki bean), 2882 nucleotides. RefSeq names its product G-type lectin S-receptor-like serine/threonine-protein kinase RKS1. The coding region runs from base 113 to 2635 and encodes 840 amino acids. Gene Ontology annotation, molecular function: protein serine/threonine kinase activity; ATP binding. Gene Ontology annotation, biological process: recognition of pollen; protein phosphorylation. The record is from RefSeq and is a predicted model, not a curated record. The transcript has 7 exons. NCBI's taxonomy places the organism in Eukaryota, Viridiplantae, Streptophyta, Magnoliopsida, Fabales, Fabaceae.
AGAAAAAUUAGUACAAGAAGAGUAUGAACAGGUUUGAUUUGACAGCACUAAUCUUCAAGUACAAAGUAGGAUUCUCCUCAUAAAAUGCAAGAGGGGAUGAAAGAGGAACUCCAUGCACCAUGCUAAAAUUCUUUCAAGCUUUGUCAUGAGUCAAUACAUCUACCUGCUCUGCGCUAAGAUUCUACUAUUCAGCUUCUCCUUUUGCUCUUCUUCUGAUACCAUAGUUGCUGACAAAGGCAUCAGAGAUGGAGAGCUUCUUGUUUCAAAAGCCCAAACAUUUGCUCUUGGAUUCUUCAGUCCAGUCAAGUCCAACUUCCGCUAUGUGGGAAUAUGGUACAACAAUGUGCAAGAACAAACUGUUGCUUGGGUUGCAAACAGAAACACUCCAAUCAAUGACACUUCUGGGUUUCUCUCAAUCAAUCCAGAUGGAAACCUAGUACUCCAACACAAAUAUAGCACCUUUCCAGUUUGGUCUACCAAUAUUUCUACUUCUCAAUCAAACAGCACCAAAGUCAUGGCUAAACUCACAGAUAUAGGUAAUCUUGUUCUGAUUCUUGACAACACCAAAGCUGUCGUCUGGCAAAGCUUUGAUCAUCCCACAGAUACCUUACUUCAAUAUCUAAGGGUUGGUUUCGACAGAAGAACAAACCAGAGCUGGUUCCUCCAAUCUUGGAAGACAGAUAAUGAUCCCGGAGCAGGUUCGUACACAUUGAAAAUAAGCAGCGCUGGGAAACCCCAGUUGAUCUUUUACCACCAGAACCUGCCCUUUUGGCGAGGCGGAUCGUGGAACGGAGAAUUAUUUAUGGGUAUACCCGACAUGAAGAGAGAUAUGUAUACUUUUAACGCUUCUUAUAUAGAAGAUGAUAACCAGGCAGUGCUCUCAUAUAGCACGGUUGAUCAGUCGUUGAUCUCUAGGGUAGUAGUUCAACCAUCAGGUUUCUUUCAAGUAUUCACUUGGGAUGACCAAAAGAAUCAAUGGAAUAGGUACUGGUCUGAACCAACAAAUCAGUGUGAUAACUAUGGAACCUGUGGAUCAAACGGCAAUUGUGACCCUUUGAACUUUGAGGAAUUUCGGUGCACUUGUCUACCUGGGUUUGAACCCAAAUCCCCACAUGAGUGGUACAAUAACAGAGAUGGGUCAGAAGGGUGCGUGAGGAAGAAAGGUGUAUCAGUUUGCGGGAAUGGAGAAGGGUUUGUGAAACUUGAAGGCUUAAAGCUCCCUGAUACCUCUGAGGCAAUUGCCAAAGAGGGUUGGAGUUUGGAUGAGUGUGAGAAGGAUUGCUUGAGAAACUGCUCUUGCACUGCUUAUGCAGUUCUUGAUGUGAGGAAUGGUGGAAGUGGGUGCUUGGCAUGGCAUGGAAAUUUAAUAGACAUACAAAAACUGAGUGAUCAAGGCCAAGAUUUAUUUGUUCGAGUUGAUGCAGUCGAACUAGAAAAUUAUAACAAAAAAAGAAAAGGAGUACGCAGUAAAAAGAGGAUGGUUGCAAUUCCGAUUGCUUCAGUACUGACAAGUGUCAUUCUUUUCUCCUGUGUAUAUUACAUGUGGAAGAGAAAAAGCAAAGAUAAAGUGAGGCAACAUUUAAACCAAUUUUCCCCUGAAGACGACCACGAUAUCCCAAGCAACGCACAUCCAAAUCUUCCCUUUUUCAGCCUUAAAGUAAUAAUGGAAGCCACAAGAAAUUUUGGUGAUGAGAACAAGCUUGGGCAAGGUGGAUUUGGUUCUGUGUACAAGGGCUGCCUAGCCAAUGGACAAGAGAUAGCAGUGAAAAGAUUGUCUGAACAUUCAGGUCAGGGGACAGAAGAGUUUAAAACUGAAGUUAGAUUGUUAGUUAAACUUCAACACAGAAAUCUGGUGCGGCUGCUCGGUUGUUGCUUUGAAAAAGAAGAAAGGAUGUUAGUUUAUGAAUAUUUACCAAAUAAAAGCUUGGACUUUUUCAUAUUCGAUGAAAAGCGAAGGUCAUCACUGACUUGGGAUAAGCGGUUUGAAAUCAUUUUGGGGAUUGCUCGAGGUGUUCUAUAUCUUCAUCAAGAUUCAAGGCUGAAAAUAAUUCAUAGAGAUCUAAAAGCAAGCAAUGUACUCCUUGAUGCUGCAAUGAAUCCCAAAAUCUCAGAUUUCGGUAUGGCUAGAAUAUUUGGAGAAGAUCAAAUCCAAGCAAGGACGAGAAGAGUGGUUGGAACAUACGGUUAUAUGUCACCAGAAUAUGCAAUGGAUGGACGGUAUUCAACAAAAUCUGAUGUCUUUAGUUUCGGGGUCUUACUCCUGGAGAUUAUUGCUGGCAAGAGAAAUACAGAUUGUGAAAAGGGAAGAUCCUCCCCAAAUUUAAUUGGACAUGUGUGGAUACUUUGGACAGAAGGAAUGGCCUUGGACAUAGUUGAUUCAACACUGUCUCAGUCUUACUCUCCAGCUCUUGUUCUGAGGUGCAUUCAAAUUGGUCUAUUGUGCGUUCAAGAAAAUGCAGAGAAUAGACCUUCCUUGUCGGAAGUUGCUUUUAUGCUGAGCAAUGAAACACCUCUUUCCCCACCCCAAAAGCCAGCAUUUUUAUUCCAUGGAGACAGAGAUUGGCCUGAGCCGUCAACAUCAGGGGGAGGAUCUUCAAUAAAUGAAGUAACAGCAACCACCAUCAUCGCCCGCUAGCUAAAAGCUACCUCAGUUUUUUAAGGUGGUGCAGAUUUUAUUUUAAAUGUGUCUGGUACACAUGUGUAGCAUUUUGGCGCUUUCUAGCUUAGCUACAGCCCCUAAAAUCAUUUGGCGCAUUAUGUUCAUGUAAAAUAAAUAAAUGGAAUUUUGUGCACUUAUAUCCAUUGAAAUUGUGGGGGUGUGGAGGCUCUAAAUAUUAUCAGACCUAGAAACCAUUGAUUUGUUCAUAAGAAACAAUUUUCCA